This is a messenger RNA of Uncinocarpus reesii 1704, 1137 nucleotides long. RefSeq lists its product as uncharacterized. The record is from RefSeq and is a predicted model, not a curated record. The transcript has 2 exons. NCBI's taxonomy places the organism in Eukaryota, Fungi, Ascomycota, Eurotiomycetes, Onygenales, Onygenaceae. The coding region runs from base 1 to 1137 and encodes 378 amino acids.
AUGACGCUCUUUGACACCAUCAAGUCUCUCACUAUCUUCUUUGCACCCAUUCUUAUACCCCGUGCCAUAUCCCUAUACCGCUCCGUGCGACAAUCCAUCGCGCAACAACGACAUGUCCCUCCAAAGCCACUCCCCCCCAAGAGCUCCCGCGCGCUCAACAUCCUCUUCCUCUCCACCGCCCUCUUCCUGAUCCUCAGCCUGCCUAUCAACCCACAUGCUCCGGCGCCAAACAUCUUCGCCCUCACUUCCUCGCGCUUCUCAACACCCACAGACCUCAUCUUCAAGCGUCUCGCACGCCUCCGCCCCCUCACGGACACCGAAACCCUCCUUCGCGCGCAAUUCGUCCUUCCCCAAGCGCGCAAGAUCUACCUCCGCUUCGGACCCGAGACGCUUCUUUCCUGCCCCUUUUGCAGCCCCGCGAAUCCCAACUCAUACCUGAUCUAUUACAUCCCCUUCAACAUCCUCCUCCCGCACCUCUUCCACCUCCUGGUCAUCGGGAUCGUCACGUCCGCACCCGUCGUCGGCACCGCGACGGCCCGGUGGCGGAGCAUGUUCUUCUGGACCGCGUUCAUCUUGUUCCUCGCCGAACUGAGCUUCGUGGCCGCGUACGAUCCGUACGCGACGGGAGCGCUCAACAUGGUCGCGAUCCCGACCAGUUUCUACACCCGUCUCUACACGGUGCGAACGCUUGUAUUCACGGUUUUUGACGGACUGUGCGCGGCGCUCAUCUACCUCUCCGGAACGAACCGGUUCUUCCUCGGGGCCAUGGCACCCUCGCCGUCGGCGGACGAGCAGAUUGACGAGUUUGCUGAGGCGGUGGGGACGAGUCUGGCGAGCGCCAUUGGGAAGCUGCAUGCGUUGGGAUUGGUGAAGAAUGCGAUUAUGCGUGACCCCGUGUUGAAGGGGAAGGACGAUGCAAGGUGGGCGGAAAUCAUUGCGAGGAGUGGGGGGAUGGUAGGCGAGGACGGCACGAGUAUAUUGGAUGACGAGGAGGUCGCGCAAGCGGUUUCAAGAGUUACCAAACGUGCGCAGAAUGCAGGGCAUGGCGGUAACGAAGCUGGCCUUUCGAAAGAGGGAUUAGACAAAGCCACCAAGUUCAUCGAGGGUGUGACAGCUGGACUGGAACUCGAGAGCUAG